AUGGUCUUGGAUGAAUCAAGAAGAACGAGUAUAGGUGCAUCCGGAGUCGAGAAAGAACUCACAACACCACCUUCUCCCCUUGAGUCUCAGUUUCCACCACAUUCGACACAAGUCGAGGUGGAAAAAAUUGAUUUUAAUGCUAAUGUAGAGAUGGGCAGCAAACAAACAUUUUGGAUAGUAGAAGAAGAGCAACAUCUUGCAAAAUCAUAUAUCAAUAUUAGCACUGACUCGGCAAUCGGGAAUUCUCAAAAGGAUAAAGCUUUUUGGAAGCGUAUCGGAGAUUACUACAACGAGACUCGUCCAUACAGAACUAAGAAGAGGGAUUACAUGGUGCUAAAGUCACAUUUCUAUGGGUAUUAUUCGUUGGCAAACUUAUUUGGUUCAAUGCACAAUAAUUUUUGGAAGAAUCAUCAAAGCGGUGAGAGUGAUGAGGAUAUACUUAAGGUCAUCGUGUUGGAAAAAAAAGCAAGGACAUCUGAAUCAAGGACACACACAUCCUUGUCCAACCCGGAUGCUAGUGCUGAUGCGGACGACUGUGAAGCACGCAAGCGUCUAAUUGGGAAAAAGGCGGCAAAGAAGAAGGGUAAAAUCAAUCAUGCAGUGGUAGAAAUAAUGGAACAAAGCAUUGGCAACAUGAGCAACAUGUGGAAGGAAUUCAAAGGUAUUCAACAAGACAAAGUUAGGAAGAUUGAUGAAUUCCAUAACAACGAGAAAGUUGUAGAAUCUAAAGCAUUUCGACAUGAUUAUGAAAUCCUGAUGAGGGAUACUUCAAGAAUGACAAAGCAACAAGAGGAUAUACAUAAAAAGAUCGAAGUCUCAGAUGUAGUUUAG
This is a messenger RNA of Zingiber officinale, 831 nucleotides long. RefSeq lists its product as uncharacterized. Bases 1 to 831 code for a protein of 276 amino acids. NCBI's taxonomy places the organism in Eukaryota, Viridiplantae, Streptophyta, Magnoliopsida, Zingiberales, Zingiberaceae. The record is from RefSeq and is a predicted model, not a curated record. The transcript is spliced from 3 exons.